Sitophilus oryzae (rice weevil) is the source of this 3432-nucleotide messenger RNA. It is a transcript of the gene ttv, whose product is annotated as exostosin-1. Lineage: Eukaryota; Metazoa; Arthropoda; Insecta; Coleoptera; Curculionidae. Bases 250 to 2427 code for a protein of 725 amino acids. The record is from RefSeq and is a predicted model, not a curated record. Gene Ontology annotation, molecular function: glycosyltransferase activity. Gene Ontology annotation, cellular component: membrane. The transcript is spliced from 5 exons.
AUGUCAAAGACCCUCUGAAAUCUGUCAUGUUUAGUUGACGACGGGUGUUUUUUUCUCUUUAAUCUGACAAUACAAAUAUAAAAAUCAUUUUUAUAUAUUUGUAGAACAUUACAACUUUAUAUGGGUAGCUAGAAAUACCCAGGUUUAAGAAUAAAUUUACUAUGAGUGUUAUAAACAGUGAUUUUGAUAUAAUGGAUUUGAAACCUCCCAACCUAAGAGGAUGAACUUCAGCAAACUCUCAUAGCGUACAUGAUAUCAGUAAUGCAAGCUAAAAGGAGAUACCUUCUAGUAUUUUUCGUAGCUUUCCUAACAAUUUGGUACUUUGGGGGAUAUGAGCUAAGGCAUAAACCUAUUGCCCCUUUCAACAUUGAACAGCUACCAAGCUAUGUCAAUUUAGAUAGUGUAGAAACUGGCUAUACAAUAGGGAGAGAUAGACGUGCAAUACAAAAUGAUGCUAAAAUUCAUUGUCGAAUGGAAACCUGCUUUGACUUCAGUAAAUGUGAAACAGACUUUAAAGUUUAUGUGUAUCCUUUAGAAGAAAGUAAUGUGCCCAGUCCGUCCUAUCAGAAACUACUUAACGUGUUAUUGGAAUCGAGAUAUUAUACACAAGACCCCAAGAAAGCAUGCCUCUUUGUCUUAAGCAUCGACACACUGGACCGAGAUCGGUUAAGCAAUGAUUAUAUCAGAAAUAUGCAGACUAAGAUUCAAAGACUUCCCUAUUGGAAUGAUGGAACAAAUCAUAUAAUUUUUAACUUAUACUCGGGGACAUGGCCAAAUUAUACAGAAAAUAAUUUAGAUUUUGAUUAUGGAAAAGCUAUUCUAGCAAAGGCUAGCAUGUCUGAAGAUCAUAUGAGACCAGGAUUUGAUAUCAGUAUUCCUUUGUUCCAUAAGAUUCAUCCAGAGAAAGGUGGAGAUCCUGGAUCCCUAUCAGCAAACAGUUAUCCACUAGAAAAAACGUAUUUAUUAGCUUUUAAAGGUAAAAGAUACGUUUAUGGUAUAGGAUCCGACACAAGAAAUUCCUUAUAUCAUUUGCAUAAUCACAAAGAUAUGAUUAUGGUGACCACAUGCCGCCAUGGUAAAAGUUGGAAAGAUAGAAAAGAUGAGAGAUGUGAUGAAGAUAACAAAGAAUAUGAUAGAUAUGAAUAUGAAACUUUGCUAAAAAAUUCAACUUUUUGCUUGGUUCCUAGAGGUAGAAGAUUAGGAUCUUUUAGGUUUUUAGAAGCUCUACAAGCAGGCUGCAUUCCUGUUUUGCUAUCCAAUGGAUGGGUGUUACCAUUUUCUGAAGUUAUAGACUGGAAUAAAGCUGUUGUUUGGGCAGAUGAACGGUUACUAUUACAGGUGCCUCAUAUAAUACGUUCAAUAUCGCUUAGCAAGAUUUUACAAUUACGCCAGCAAACCCAAGUCUUAUGGGACAGAUAUUUUUCUUCUAUUGAAAAAAUCGUGUAUACUACCUUAGAAAUUAUAAGGGACAAGUUACCUAAGAAACAAAAACGAGAUGGCGUGAUAUGGAACUCCUUUCCAGGAGCUUUAGUUACUUUACCUACAUUUUCAGAUUCUUUGCAAGAUUUUCCUUUUCAUGUAAAAUCAGGUAAAGAUGAAUUUACUGCAGUUAUUUACUGUGAAUUAGGUAUACCAUUAUCUACAACUUCCACAUUAUUUAAACUGGUUAAUUAUUUAGGAAAAAGUAAAUAUGUUUCCAAAAUUCUUAUCGUUUGGUCCAAUGAAAAAAGGCCGCCAAAUAAAUCAAGAUGGCCAAACUUACCAAUACAUAUUCCAUUACAUAUCAUUGAAACUGGUAGUGGGAUGGAAUCAAAAUCAAGCAUCUCUCAAAGGUUCUAUCCUCACAAAGAAAUUACUACGGAUACUGUACUAUCGCUGGAUGAAGACACAGUAUUGACAACUGAGGAAAUUGAUUUUGCCUUCAUCGUGUGGAAGGAGUUUCCUGAUAGAAUUGUAGGUUAUCCUGGUAGAUCACACUAUUGGGAUGAUUCAAAAUCUACAUGGGGUUAUACAUCGAAGUGGACUAACGAUUACUCCAUUGUCUUAACCGGAGCUGCUUUUUAUCAUCAUUAUUACAACUAUUUAUACACGGAAUGGUUAAGUCCGCUGCUACAUAAAACUGUAGAGCAAAGUGGGAACUGCGAGGAUAUUUUGAUGAAUUUUUUAGUAAGCCACGUCACGCGUCGUCCUCCUCUUAAAGUGACUCAAAGAAAACAAUACAAAGAACAACCAAGCGCUGGUAGUUGGUCACCGUGGAAUGACCCAGACCAUUUUAUCCAAAGACAAACCUGUUUAAAUACAUUUGCCGCUGUCUUUGGCUAUAUGCCUCUCCUUAGAUCAAAUUUAAGGCUUGAUCCAGUGCUUUUUAAAGAUUCUGUUUCAAAUAAAAGAAAGAAAUAUCGAAGGAUAGAGGCAGUUGGAAGUUAGUCAAUAUUUUUAACAAAGAGAAUAUUCUAAAUUGAAGUGAUUUAGGCACAUUAUAUUUCUUCGUUUUCGAGCUUAAUAUUUAUUUACAACUCUUUUAAUAUUUAUUGAUUUACACUUCAAUUUAAAACUGUUCAUGCUAAAUCAUUCAAUAUUCAAAUCAUAAAAGCGCCAAGGUGUACGAAAUUCCAAAACAAGGCAAUAACCUCACAAAAUGUUUGAAUAACCCCCUUUACUGGCAAAUAAUAUAUUAAUAAAAUCCGAAACCAUAUCUUUAAGCAAUACUUAUUAAAUAUUUAAGAUUCGCAGAGAUUUUGAGGGAUUAUAGCCGAAUUUCUAACCACUAUUUAUUUGUACGUCUGGUAUAACUUCAAAGAAAAUGUUUCGCACUGUGUAUUAAACAUGUAUAUAUCAAAUUUAUAGAUAUCAAUUUUUAUAUAAAAACAAUUUCGAAACUUAUGCCGUACAAAUUACCUUAUAUAUAAUUUACCACGGUAUUUUGCUUAAAUAACAAAUUAGUAUCAAUUAAUGAAAGCAAUACGAAUAUUAAACACUUGAAAUGACGCUUUUUAAAGUUUAUGAUUAUACAUGAUUUACUAGUCAAACAUUGAAAAGUACACCCAGUCAACAACCAAAGGUAAUGUGCUCAUAUUUUAAUGAAUGCUUUUACAUUCCUUGAAAUGCAUUUUUCAGUACAUUUUUUUUGAAACUACCCCUGAAAAUUCCUCUGGUUGUUGGUUAAAUUUAAUUUGUCUCAUAAAACCCAUAAACAAUAAUUAACCAUAUAUGUAUAUAUAUCUUUUUUUACAAUGAGUUUUGAAAAUACUAUUUUUAGAUUUUUAUACUUAUAUAUAAUUUUAUUUAGUAGUUACCAUUUUUUAAUGACUUGUUAUUUUUUUCCAAAGUUUAUUUCAUUAUUUUUAUUGUGGUAAUUGCUCUUUUUAUAAUAGAUAACGUAUUUAAUAUGUUGGAAAGUGUCCAAUAAUACAUUUUUAAAUAUUUUGUAUC